This is a messenger RNA of Pungitius pungitius (ninespine stickleback), 1806 nucleotides long. Its product is annotated as amphoterin-induced protein 3-like. The coding region runs from base 160 to 1548 and encodes 462 amino acids. The record is from RefSeq and is a predicted model, not a curated record. Gene Ontology annotation, cellular component: plasma membrane. Gene Ontology annotation, molecular function: protein binding. NCBI's taxonomy places the organism in Eukaryota, Metazoa, Chordata, Actinopteri, Perciformes, Gasterosteidae. The transcript is spliced from 2 exons.
GGGAGAUUAACAGGGCACCGAGGGAUGUUCGCCGAGCGGCGCUCUCAUCCGAGGGAUUGAGGAGGAAGCCGGUCGGGCAUCGAUGUCUCCGGUGGACCCGAGGAGGAGGGAGAGAGCCGGAGGCAUUAGCAAACAUUCAAGGAUCUCACUUCCAGAAAAAUGACCUCCGAACCAUGUCCGGGCCCCCUGCUGGUCCUGCUCCUGGUCCUGGUCCCCCCCGGCGCCGAGGAGGCUUGUCCCUCCGUCUGCCUCUGUGUAUCGGACACGGUGAGCUGCAGUUCCAGCGGUCUGACCAAGAUGCCUCUCGCCCUGCCCUCCUUCUCCACCACCCUCGACCUCAGCCACAACUAUUUCACCUGGCUUUAUCCGGGCAGUUUCCAGGAGAUGCCCAGACUGGAAAACCUCCGGAUGGCUCACAACCAGCUGGCCUCGCUGGGCCAAGGGGUGUUUCGCAACGCCUCGGGCCUCCGCCACCUCGACCUGUCCUCCAACCGGCUGCAGCUGGUGGAGCAGCACUACUUCCAGGGGCUGUGGCGGCUGGAGGAGCUGCUGCUCUUCAACAAUAAGAUCGUGCAGGUGGAGGCCGGCACGCUGAGCGGCCUGAGCAGCCUGAAGAAGGCCUACUUCAGCAUCAACGAGAUCAGCAGAUUCCCGUUUUCCUCCAUCCGGGACCACAGCCACCCGUUCCUGGCCAUGCUGGACCUCUCGUCCAACCGCAUGAGCCGCCUGCCGUGGGAGGACGUGAAGGCUCUGCCCGGGCUGGUGCAGCGGGGCCUCUACCUCCACAACAACUCCCUGAUCUGCGACUGCUCCAUGUACAGCGUCUUCUGGCACUGGAACCUGAGGGGCUUCAGCUCGGUGAGGGACUUCGCCGACGAGCACACCUGCACCAUCGAAGGGAGCCCGAGGGCCGCCCUUCGGUUCCUGCGGCGCACCCGCUUCUUCCGGAACUGCACGGUGGAGAAAGCCGUCUCGCUGCCGGUGACCGUGUAUCUCUCGCAUGUGGUGGUGACGGACGGCGCGAGGGUGCGCCUGGACUGCAAGAUGUCCCUGAGGAGCCAGGCGCUCUCCUUCAGGUGGCUCUCGCCCAGCAUGGGGACCAUCACCAAGACCGCCAUCGACGACAGCCUCGUCGAGCUGUUCCCCAACGGCACCUUGGACAUCCGAGCGGCCAGGGUCAACGACUCGGGCAUGUACGUGUGCACGGCGCUGGACGCCAAACGGGCGCUGAACGCCACCCGGGAGGUGAACGUGACGGUGCUGCUGCCCGGGCCCGAGUCCUUCAACACGGGCUACACCACUCUGACGGGCUGCUCCAUCACCUUGGUCGGCGUUCUGGCGUACCUCUUCAUGACCCCGUGCCGCUGCGGCUGCCACUGCUGCAGACAUCCCGGGUCUCCUGCCGUCAGCAUCGCGACCUACGACCCCGACGCCCUGACCCUCGCAUCCGUUUUGACCCACCCCGUGAGAGAGCAGCACAGGAUGCAGGCCAACAAACGCGUGGCGUUCAUGGACGACGGGAUGACAGACUGGGACCUUGAGAGCUGAUGGGCAUUUGGAGGGGGGAGGAGGGAGGGAUGCGGGUGAGGUCUUUUCCUCCAUCUUAUUUUUAUUUAUUUUUUAGGUGAAUGGCAAAGCAGAGAACAUCAUGUCUCUUUUCUGACAGCCAGCGGCAGUUGUAAAGAAGAAAAAAAAACAGCACUAUCUCCCGCUCUGCUCUUCUCCGGGCCGGUAGCCGAAAUGAAAGUUUCAACUUUGCUUUAUUACCCUCAGUACAUUGACAUUGCUAAAUCACAGCAGAGCUAC